AAGCCUAGCCCAUCGUUAGCGUUCCUCCCUCCACUCUUCGCCCUCGCCGCCGGCCGCCGCCUCUGCCGUAACUAACCAGCAAGCGCUCGCCAUGGCGCUGCGCCGAGCCGCCUCCCUCCUCCUCAGGCAUCGCCUGCGGGCCCCCGUUCCGACUCCCACGCGCAAAACCCUAAGCCCUUUCCCCCCGCCACCCCGCCGCCACUUCUCCUCGCGACCACCGCCUCCCGUCCCUGCUUCCGCCGCCGCAAUUGCGGACGCCGCCGAGGAGGUGUUCGAGGCGGCGAGGACAACGAACGACAUGCUCGCGGCCUUCUCCCGCCUCGAGGCCGCCGUGCCCGCCUCCGACAAGCGCCUCGCCCUCGCCUGCCUCAAGCUCGGCCAGCACCUCGAGGCAUCCGGCUCCGCGGACCCAUCCCGCGUCCUCUCCCUUGCCCUUCGAUGCCUAAACAUCCUCGAGGCGAGCCCCAACGCCUCCGCCUCGGACGCCGUCUCGCUCGCCAUGGCCCUCCACCUCGCCGGCUCCGCCUCCUUUGACCUCUCCCGCUUCCACGACUCGCUCUCCUUCCUCUCCCGCUCCCUCCGCUUCGUCUCCCCUCUCCUCCCCGAUAAAGCCGCCGCCUUUGGGGAAGUAUCCGAAGGGUUCGACGUCAGGCCCGUGGCGCACGCGGUGCGCCUGCAGCUGGCCAACGUGAAGACGGCGCUGGGGAGGCGGGAGGAGGCGCUCGCCGAUAUGCGCGCCUGCCUCGAUCUCAAGGAGUCCAUUCUGCCGCCGGGCAGCCGGGAGCUGGGCGCCGCGUACCGGGACCUCGCGGAGGCGCACGCCGCCGUUCUCGACUUCAAGCAGGCGCUGCCACUGUGCCAGAAGGCACUGGAGCUGCACGAGUCGACGCUCGGAAAGAACUCGGUGGAGGGUGCGCAUGACAGGCGGCUGCUCGGGGUCAUAUACACUGGGCUGGAGCAGCAUGAGCAGGCGCUGGAGCAGAAUGAGAUGUCGCAGAAGGUGAUGAAGAGCUGGGGUUUGGCUGGCCCUGAGCUCCUGCAUGCUGAAAUUGAUGCAGCGAACAUCAAAAUCGCAUUGGGACAGUUCGAUGAGGCUGUCAGGGUGUUGAAGAAUGUCGCUAAGCAGGUGGAGAAGGAUAGUGAGAUACGAGCUCUGGUGUUCAUAUCCAUGGCGAAGGCGCUCGCUAACCAGGAGAAGGCUGGGGACACAAAGAGGUGCUUGCAGAUUGCUUGUGAUAUUCUAGAGAAGAAAGAAUUGGCCGCACCCGACAAUGUGGCAGAGGCGUAUAUUGAGGUAUCCUCACUGUAUGAGAUGGUGAACGAGUUUGACAAGGCGAUAUCUUUGCUGAAGAGGAGCCUGGGGAUGCUUGAGAGGAUCCCUCAGGCACAGCACAUGGAGGGCAAUGUUGCAGCGAGGAUUGGUUGGCUGCUUCUCUUGACCGGGAAGGUCUCUGAAGCUGUCCCGUACUUGGAGGAUGCGGUGGAGAGGAUGAAGGACAGCUUUGGUCCAAAGCAUUAUGGAGUAGGGUAUGUGUAUAACAACUUGGGUGCUGCGUACAUGGAGAUGGACCGACCACAGUCUGCUGCACAGAUGUUUGCACUCGCAAAAGAAGUCAUGGAUGUUUCCUUGGGACCUCACCAUUCAGAUACUAUCGAGGCCUGUCAGAGCCUCGCUAAUGCAUACAAUGCAAUGGGAAGCUAUGCCCUGGCUAUGGAGUUCCAAAAGAGAGUGGUUGAUUCAUGGCGAAGCCAUGGUCCUGAUGCUAGGGAUGAGCUCAAGGAAGCUAUUCGACUCUACAACCAGAUCAAGACAAAGGCUCUUGCAUCCCUGUCACCUGAAGAUUCAGCAAAUGCAUUGCCUGAACCUCAGGAGCAGGAAACAGAUUCUGAUUCUGCCAAAGCUGUGCAACAUUAAUAUCUUAGUUCAGUAUUGAGGCACUAUCUUUUCUAUUAUUAUAACAUUUUGAUGUUUAGUUCGUGGUAGAAGAAAUUUUGUUUGUAUAUCUAGCGAUUUCCAUUAAGCAACCUUCUGUAUCAUCUAGAAGACUUAACAGUCUGUCUAAAAUGUACCUAUGUUCACAUCAUAAAGAAUUAGGAGGUUGAUGCAA
Molecule: messenger RNA, 2108 nt
Organism: Phragmites australis (common reed)
Lineage: Eukaryota; Viridiplantae; Streptophyta; Magnoliopsida; Poales; Poaceae
Product: protein KINESIN LIGHT CHAIN-RELATED 2-like
Exons: 2
Coding region: 92-1915 (607 amino acids)
Molecular function (GO): protein binding
Source: RefSeq, a predicted model, not a curated record